This is a messenger RNA of Tyto alba (common barn owl), 3996 nucleotides long. Its product is annotated as cytochrome P450 26B1. Gene Ontology annotation, biological process: sterol metabolic process. Lineage: Eukaryota; Metazoa; Chordata; Aves; Strigiformes; Tytonidae. Gene Ontology annotation, molecular function: heme binding; oxidoreductase activity, acting on paired donors, with incorporation or reduction of molecular oxygen; monooxygenase activity. The record is from RefSeq and is a predicted model, not a curated record. The transcript has 10 exons. Bases 1269 to 2804 code for a protein of 511 amino acids.
AAAAAAAAAAAAAAAAAAAAAAAAAAGAACAUUUUAAGCCACUGAGAUCCCCCUCCACACACACACUUUGGGAGGUCAGAAAGAAAUCACUUUGAACUGUUUAAAAACAAAUCUGAGGCAUCAUUCAUCUUCAUUAAUGAGAUAUUUAACCAGUUUCUUUUAAUAACUUUUUGAUGCAUAUGCCAAAUGAAAAGAACAUAUCUGGGGCUUAUUUUCUGCUUAAAAGACCGUUAUUUUGGUCUCAUUUUCUGAUUAAAAGACCAUUGUGCUCCAUGCCCCUUCCCACCUUAACCCCUAAAUCCUGCUUUUUUCCCUGGUAUUAUCAUCACACUCCCUCGGAGCAGCGCCGGCUCCUUCUCACACCCUCCACGUGCAGCACCGUGAUUUGUGCCGGCGAGGGUCUGCCCACGGGUCAGGGAAAGGAGGUGAUUUUACCAUCUCUCCUGGGUCUUCUACAGCGCUGCCGUGCAGGAUUUAAUCUCCUGGCGAGGUUAAUCCCGGCGGAUCAGUCUGUCAGCCUCCUCCUACCCACUUGGGGAUGAAUUAUGCUGGGUGCUGGAGUGGAUUUUCUCCCAUUACUGGAAAUCAAAGCCAUUUGGUAGCAUAAAUUUGAAGCCCCCAUCCCAAAGGAUAGCUCCCAAGGUGUGGUCCUCCAGCACCUUCCCAGCGGAGAUGAAAUAUUUAGUGCCAGUCAGAAACAUCAGAGCAAGCCGCAGAGCGGCUCUUCUGAACUCCGGGGUGGGGAUGACCACUUUUUAGGGGUCCUCGACUCCCAACGAGAAAGAUAUAGGGAGAGAAAAGUCUUUUCAUAAAUCAGAGAAGCGGCGUGGAGAACAAAGGGAGGAAACAUCGAAAGCGGAGGGGGUACUUUCCUGUUUCUCGAAGAGCAGAAGAAGAAGAGUGGGGAAGGCAGCGUCGUUAAAGUGAAAUCCCGACUGGAAUGACAAAAGGAAAAGAAAUUAAAGCCAGAUUUGUUCCCCUGGGCUGAAGGAAGGAGGAUCCCUUUUGGUUUGUUCCUUUUUUCUUGUUUCCUUUAAAGACAGGAGAUCAAUUGCGGCGCUUAAUGAGAACCGUCUAGGGCGAGAGGUAGACAAUGCGAGACGGAGAAGGAUGGCCCAGCGCCCUGGAGAUUUUUACAGCAGUUUUGAGCAUUGGGAUCCAGCCCUGUCUCGAGCCCAGCACGAUCCCUUGAGCUUCAACCGGAGAGAGGGACCUUUCACGGGGCAGCACCCUGUGGGCGGGGACCACCCCAGCUUUCACGCUAUAAAAUGCUCCGGGUUUCCCCGGCGUGGGGAGCGAUCCGCGGGACCCACGGCUUCGGGGUGGCUGAAGCCAACUUGGACUUCAAGGUUGGGCCGAAGCUGUGGCAGCUCCGCUGGGCUGCCACCCGCGACAAAACCUGCAAGCUACCAAUCCCCAAAGGCUCUAUGGGAUUCCCUUUAAUCGGAGAAACCUUCCACUGGCUCCUGCAGGGUUCUUGCUUCCAGUCUUCCCGGCGGGAGAAAUACGGGAACGUUUUCAAGACGCACUUGCUGGGGCGGCCGCUCGUGCGCGUGACGGGGGCGGAAAACGUGCGGAAAAUCUUGAUGGGGGAACAUCACCUGGUGAGCACCGAGUGGCCGCGCAGCACCCGCAUGCUGCUGGGGCCCAACACCGUGGCCAACUCCAUCGGCGACAUCCACCGCCACAAGAGGAAGGUUUUCUCCAAAAUCUUCAGCCAUGAGGCCUUGGAGAGCUAUCUCCCCAAGAUCCAGCUGGUGAUCAAAGACACCCUUCGGGCUUGGAGCAGCAACCCCGAGUCCAUCAACGUCUACCACGAGACCCAGAAGCUCACCUUCCGCAUGGCCAUCCGCGUCCUGCUGGGCUUCCGCAUCCCCGAUGAGGAACUCAACCGCCUCUUCGAGGUCUACCAGCAGUUCGUGGAGAAUGUCUUCUCCUUGCCCGUGGAUCUGCCCUUCAGCGGCUACAGGAGGGGCAUCCGGGCACGUGAGACGCUGCAGAAGGGGCUGGAGAAAGCCAUCCAGGAGAAACUGCAGAACACGCAGGGCAAGGACUACGCUGAUGCGCUGGACAUCCUGAUAGAGAGCGGAAAAGAGCACGGCAAGGAGCUCACCAUGCAGGAGCUGAAGGAUGGCACCCUGGAGCUCAUCUUCGCCGCCUACGCCACCACCGCCAGCGCCAGCACCUCUCUGAUCAUGCAGCUCCUCAAACACCCCCGGGUCCUGGAGAAGCUGCGGGAGGAGCUGCGCAGCAAGGGCAUCCUCCACAACGGCUGCAUCUGCGAGGGCUCCCUCCGGCUCGACAACAUCAACAGCCUCCACUACCUGGACUGCGUCAUCAAGGAGGUGCUUCGCCUCUUCACCCCCAUCUCCGGGGGGUACCGGACGGUGCUGCAAACCUUUGAGCUGGAUGGUUUCCAAAUCCCCAAAGGCUGGAGCGUGAUGUACAGCAUCCGGGACACCCACGACACUGCCCCCGUCUUCAAGGACGUGGACAUCUUCGACCCCGACCGCUUCGGGCAGGGUCGAAGCGAAGACAAGGACGGCAGGUUCCACUACCUCCCCUUCGGAGGAGGCGUACGGACCUGUCUGGGCAAGCACCUGGCCAAGCUCUUCCUCAAGGCGUUGGCCAUCGAGUUGGCCAGCACCAGCCGCUUCGAGCUCGCCACCAGGACUUUCCCCAAAAUCACCCUGGUGCCCGUGGUCCACCCGGUCGACGGACUCAAGGUCAAAUUUUUCGGACUGGAUUCCAACCAGAAUGAGAUCCUGACGGGGACAGAUGCCAUGCUGGGGGCGACGGUGUAAAGCCCACGCCGGCGGCGCGAGGGACGGGCGGCCGGGGGACGGAGGGGUGGGGUGGGGGCAAAGGGACGAACAGGAGGGGAGGAGAGAGGGACGAGAAGCUUCUCCACGACGCUCGCUUCGCAGAGCCUCCGGGCCGGGACUGCUUUCUCCACCGGCGAAGCUGCCAAAAACCGUUUCACUCUUCCCGCGGGGCGCAGAGAAGGUUGGGGCGUCGUCGUGCGUCUCGUUUCGUUCAAAAAGGAGGAAAAGUCGCAGAACCCGAGUCGAGCUGGGAUGCCUGACCAUACACAGUAUCUAAAUAUUAUAAAUAUAUAUAUAAAAAUAUCUAUAAAACACUUCUGCUGCGAGGAGGAGCGCUGCAAAGGCCCGAAUGCGGGAAAGGCUUUGGAAAUCAGCCGACGAUCAGAGGUCUGGCGUCCCGGGGCGGCUCUCGGGUGGCCUCUGAUCUUUUUUUUUUUUUUAACAGUGUUAAAUUAGCUGGUGAUAACAGUGGUUUUUGGUUUUGUUUUGUUUUUUUUUUUUUCUUUGUUUUGUUUUUUUUUGUUUGUUUUUUUGGUUUUUUUUCGUUGUUGGUUUUCUGUCGUUGUUGUUGUUGUUGUUCAUUUGUUUGGUUGUGUUUUUUGUUUUGGGGCGUUGGAGGCUUUCCUUGGCGAGGGGGGAGGCGAGCGAUGCCUGUUCCCAUCCCCUCUCCCGCUGGUGCCGGGGCAGGCAGGGGAAGGGGAGGGGGGAGCUGCCGUUUUGCCUCCGCUGCGGGACCGAAAAACCCUGUGGUGUCUUGUCCGGGCCUGAACGGACGGCUGAGGCCUCGGACGAGUGCAUAUUUGCAUUUUGCAAAAUGCAUUUUGCAUUUGGGGCUCUGGGUAGGGGUGGGGUAUGUCCUUUUUAUCUCGUUGAGUUUCCUGCUGCUGCUACACGGCCUGUAUGCACCCAUUCCCCCGCCGCAGCCCCUCACCAGCCCCUUUCCCCUGCAAAGGCACCCGUUUUGGGGACAUUUCGGUGCCUUUCCUCUCCCCCAAGGUGCGGGCACCAGCCUCCUCCCAACUGCAUGGCCCCGCCGACCCACCACAGCUCCGCGAGCACCGGGGUGCUGAGCAAAGCCACCCCCCGCUCAGAGCUGCUCAUUUCAGUGCGUCCUCUUCCACGGGAGGCAUUUGCAUUAAAGGUGAUCUCUAUAAAUAAGCCAAUGUGCGCA